Apis florea (little honeybee) is the source of this 784-nucleotide messenger RNA. RefSeq lists its product as uncharacterized. The record is from RefSeq and is a predicted model, not a curated record. Lineage: Eukaryota; Metazoa; Arthropoda; Insecta; Hymenoptera; Apidae.
ACAAUAUUGUUUAAUAUACUUGAUCCGCGAUAAAAUUGUUGUACUAAUAAGUAUUUUCUUCCGGUGGAAUAUAUGUAUAUAAAAGCACGAACAUUCACUGAAUCAGUGAUUAGAGACAUUUAUUCAUUAUAAUCAGUAUUAAAAAAAAAAAAUGUGUCUUUUCUUUGUUAUUUUAUUAUUAUUUACUACUUUCGAUUUAUUUGCAUCAAUUGGAACUUGUGAUAGAGAAAACCAUGGAUUACAGACAGAUUUUCGAUAUAGCAAUGAAUUUUUUCAAAAUAUAAAAAAUUGGUUUUAUAAUUUAAAAAAUCAAAUUUAUGAGCAAUUUUUUGAAUUAAGAAGCAGAGUAAGAAAUUAUGAAUGGCAAUUAUUAAAUUUAUCUACUUUAUUUUUCAAUUCUAAUGAAGAUUUGAGAUUUCGAAUUGGCAAUUGGUAUUUUAUUCGGAAAGAUUUUAUGAAUCAAAAUGAAUUUGAAUAUAAUUCUGAUGAAUUAGAUGUUACUUCUCAACUGUCCAGUAUUACUCAGCCAAAAGACUCAACCGAAACUAAUACUGAAAUAACAUCUGAAAUUACGAACAGUCUAGAAGUUACAAAAUCUUUACCGAGAAGCUUAUUCACGACUAUCUUGAUACAACAAACUGAUACAACGAUACAAACUACUGAACAAACAAAUGAACAAUCAAAAAAUAAUGAAGCUGAUAACGAUUUUGUUCAUAAAGGAUCAGUAGAAGUUCUUAUGGGAUAAUCUAACAUCCGAAAAGAUAAUAAAAUUUUAUGAUUUCUU